GACCCCCGGUAACGCAAACUAACACUACUUCCGGGUUAGAGAUAAAUUCUGCAUGUCACCGCUACACAGAGUUUUAUUAUUAUUUUUAUAACAAAUUAAAUGUAAUAAAGAUGUCGCGCGGCUCAAGUGCAGGGUUUGAUCGUCAUAUUACUAUUUUCUCCCCAGAGGGAAGGCUUUAUCAAGUGGAAUACGCAUUUAAGGCCAUUAAUCAGGGCGGGCUGACGUCUGUGGCUGUGCGGGGGAAAGACUGUGCUGUCGUCGUCACGCAGAAAAAAGUUCCAGACAAGCUGCUGGACUCCUCUACAGUCACUCACCUGUUCCGCAUCACAGACAACAUCGGCUGUGUGAUGUCCGGCAUGACGGCUGACAGCAGGUCUCAGGUACAGAGGGCUCGUUACGAAGCAGCAAACUGGAUGUACAAAUAUGGCUAUGAGAUUCCGGUCGACAUGCUUUGUAAGAGGAUCGCUGACAUUUCUCAAGUUUACACACAGAAUGCUGAGAUGAGACCUCUGGGCUGCUGUAUGAUCGUGAUCGGUAUGGAUGAAGAGUUGGGGCCGCAGGUGUAUAAAUGUGACCCUGCAGGUUAUUACUGCGGCUUUAAGGCCACAGCCGCCGGAGUGAAACAGACAGAAGCCAUCAGCUUCCUGGAGAAGAAAGCCAAGAAGAAACACGACUGGACCUUCGAGCAGACCAUCGAGACGGCGAUCAGCUGCUUGUCCACGGUUCUGUCCAUCGAUUUCAAGCCUUCUGAGCUGGAGGUCGGAGUGAUAACAGCACAGGAGCCCAAGUUCAGGAUUCUCUCUGAGACAGAGUUGGACUCUCACCUGGUGUCUCUGUCAGAGCGAGACUGAGCUCAGAGAAUGUGGCAUUCUGGGAAACGUAGCACGCUGAAGAAACGACUCUCCUGUAAAUUCCUCUGUAACAUUAAAGCUGUUUUUAGAGAAAAAC
Messenger RNA from Tachysurus fulvidraco (yellow catfish), 948 nucleotides. It is a transcript of the gene psma6b, whose product is annotated as proteasome 20S subunit alpha 6b. NCBI's taxonomy places the organism in Eukaryota, Metazoa, Chordata, Actinopteri, Siluriformes, Bagridae. The transcript is spliced from 7 exons. Gene Ontology annotation, biological process: ubiquitin-dependent protein catabolic process. The coding region runs from base 111 to 851 and encodes 246 amino acids. The record is from RefSeq and is a predicted model, not a curated record. Gene Ontology annotation, cellular component: nucleus; cytosol; proteasome core complex, alpha-subunit complex.